AGUCACAGGCACACAGCGCCACUUUCAAUAACGUGCAAGACUGGUUGGCUGCACCGGAGGGGUUUUCUAGCGUAAACGGAAAAUAACAGCUAAGAAUGUUUUUCUGUUAGUUGUCCUCUCGCGACAAGAAAUCUUAUUUUUCAUAUAAAAACAGUCUCGGUGCUCUCUUGGCGUUGACCCUGGUAUUACGAGAUAUUAGUGGGUUUGCAGGCGAAUGCAGUGUGGAGACCAUGGUACCUAUCAACAGUGCGCUACGGACGGAAAAUAACAUCUUGACACUGAAAACCUGUUUUGUUUCCUAUAUGUUCGUACGAAUAUGAAGGGACGGUGCUUUCUGACGUAUCUAUAGGCUGUAGGAUAGAAAAUAAAAAUGUCUUAAUCCCGCGGCGGUAUAACUGGGUUAUAAUCGAUGUAAAAAUGAGUAGCGGGAAGCAGAGGACCUUGUUUCAGACUUGGGGUUCGACAGUUCAGCAAAACCCGGACCAUCCGGAUUUGACAGCCAGGGGGAAGCGGCCGAGUGGGCGUCGCAAGGCCGGCACGAGUAAUGCGGCAGGGAAACUCAAGCCGAAGACCAGCCAGAACCCCCCGGCGCCCCGCGGGUCUCUGUGGGGGCAGAUCGGCCAGGCAGCUCCUGCUGCGGGCUGCUGGAACGGGGACGAAGACGAUGACGAUCUGAUGCUGGUGGCUGUUUAUGAGGCCGAAAAAAGCUUGGAGAGCUUGCAGAGCGCCUCGGAGCGAGACGACGGCGGGGCCGAGCCCGGGAUCACGGCCGGGUCUGAAGACCUUCCCGGGUUUGACCGCACGUCAGCGGACAUAUGGAUUUACCCCACCAACUACCCCGUCAGGGAGUACCAGCUGAAGAUCUCGGAAACGGCGCUCUCCCAGAACACGCUGGUGUGCUUACCGACUGGGCUCGGCAAGACGUUCAUUGCCGCGGUGGUGAUGUACAACUUCUACCGCUGGUACCCGUCCAGCAAAAUUGUAUUCAUGGCCCCGACAAAGCCUUUGGUGGCCCAGCAGAUCGAGGCGUGCUACAAGGUGAUGGGCAUCCCUCAGGACCACAUGGCGGAGCUCACAGGAAGCACUCAGGCGCAGACCCGCAAGGAGAUCUGGAGGUCCCGGCGGGUCUUCUUCCUGACGCCCCAGGUGAUGGUGAACGACCUGUCCCGAGAGGCGUGCCCCGCCUCCCAGGUGAAGUGUGUGGUGAUCGACGAGGCGCACAAGGCCCUGGGCAACCACGCCUACUGCCAGGUGGUACGGGAGCUGUGGAACCACACGCAGCAGUUCCGGGUCCUGGCUCUGAGUGCCACUCCGGGCAGCGACGCCAGGGCGGUGCAGCAGGUGAUCUCUAACCUCCUGAUCUCGCACAUCGAGCUGCGCUCGGAGGAGAGCCCCGACAUCCAGCCCUAUUCCCACCAGCGCAGCCUGGAGAAGGUGGUGGUGCCGCUGGGAGAGGAGCUUGCCCGGUACCAGGCCAGGUACCUCCUGGUGCUGGAGAAGUUCACCAGCCGUCUGACCCAGCUGAACGUUCUCUCUCAGCGGGACAUUCGCAACCUCACCAAGUACCAGCUCAUCCUGGCCCGAGACCAGUUCAGGAACAUCCCCCCGUCUCACAUCGGGGUUGCCCAGCAGGGGGUGCUGGAGGGGGACUUUGCCCUGUGCAUCAGUCUGUACCACGGCUAUGAGCUCCUGCUGCAGAUGGGGCUGCGGUCCUUGUUCCUCUUCGUGCAGGGCAUCAUGGAUGGCAGCAAGGAGAUGCCAAGAGCGAGGAACGAGCUGCUGCGUAACCAGGACUUCAUGGAGCUCUAUCAGGAGAUGGAGGCCAAGUUUUUGAAGCCCAGCAUGGCUCCACCUGCAGGGCCUGAAGAGCCAUUCUUGUACAGCCACCCCAAACUGAGGAAGCUGGAGGAGGUGGUGCUGGAGCAUUUCCGGUCCUGGUCGGAGCACACAGGGCCGGGCGAUGCGGAGGGGGCGGCCGAUCGCGUCUGCACCCGCGUGAUGAUCUUCUCGUCCUUCAGAGAGAGCGUGCAGGAGAUCGCCGCGAUGCUGAGCCGACACCAGCCCCUGGUGCGGGUCAUGACCUUCAUGGGCCAGUCGUCGGCAGGAAAGGGGGUCCGGGGCUUCACACAGAAGGAGCAGCUUGAGGUGGUGCGGCGAUUCCGGGGAGGCGGGUUCAACACGCUGGUAUCGACGUGCGUGGGGGAGGAGGGGCUGGACAUCGGCGAGGUGGAUCUCAUCGUGUGCUUCGACGCUCAGAAGAGCCCGAUCCGGCUGGUGCAGCGCAUGGGCCGGACCGGGCGCCGGCGGCAGGGCCGGAUUGUCGUCAUUCUGGCGGAAGGCCGCGAGGAGAGGACAUACAACCAGAGUCAGAGCAAUAAAAGGAGCAUUUACAAGUCGAUCAUGGGGAGCAAGCAGAGCUUCCGGAUGUACACCCAGAGCCCCCGCUUGCUGCCCGAGGGGGUCCGCCCCUCCCUGCACAAGAUGUUCAUCACCAGCGGGCAGUUCCAGCACCGGCAGACGUCCUGCCGUGCCUCCAGGGGCAGAAGGUCCGACGCCCUGAUCCAGGAGUCCUUCACGCACCCCCGCGGGCCAGGGUGUCCUGCAAGCAGAGCGAAGGAUGGCGGGCUGCUGAGCCCGGAGGAGCUCUCUCUGUGGAAUUCCAGCCUGCGCCUGGAGGAGGAGGAGCCCCAGCCCACACUGCCACGGUCGCACUUCCUCUCCCUCAAGAGCGAGCCUCCGUCCCCUGAGUGUGUGCCCACUUCCAGCUCUCGGGAACUGUCCCUGUGGGAAUGGAGGUGCUGGCAGAACAGGCUCUUUCCAACAGCUAUGGUGGAUCACUCCGACCGAUGUCGGCACUUCUCCCAAAUCAUGGAGCUCAUAGACUGCAUGAGGCAGGAGGAGAAGGGGGAAUGCAAUUAUGAGUUAGAGCUGAUGCCAUAUCUUAAGAAGGAGGAUGUGAUUGUCUGUAAAGGUAAUAAAGCUUCAUGUGGUGAAACAGCCGUCAAGGGAAAGAGACCCAGAAGAUUGGGAUCGAAUCUGCACCCUGUCCACUCCAAGAAAAAACGUUCUUCAAGCUCGUCUAUCGACAUGGAGGAAGUAGACAGGGAUUUUAGGACUCCUGGGGUGAGCGUAUCAAAGCAGACGUCUUCUGUGUGCAUGCCUGAGUCAACAGAGAAGUGCCUGUCAUCUGAGGAUGCCCAAGCCAUAAAUGAGCCUAAAGGCUGUGGAAUGGAGUCAGAGCCAAGUGAAACAUUCCAAGCCGGAGAUAUUGAAUCUGAAUGUAUUAUCAUCCCUGAUAAAAGAAAAGAUCCAGGUGCAGGUUCUGCAGACCAUUGUAGUUCCCCUGAACUUGAAGCUUUGCAUCAAUCUGCAAAAUUAAGUCCCCACAUUGGCUACGCCAAUAAAACAGAUGAAAGCUGCUCAGACAUUGAAGCCAUGUUUUAUUUCCCAAAGUGCACUACUUUUUCUUUUGAAAAAUGUCCUGAUAAAGAAAUACCACACAAUGUGAAGGUUAUUUUAGCAAAUGUGAAAGAGCUCCUGGAAAGGUCUCCUCCUCCUGAACCUGACUUAGACUUUGACUUGAUAAACGUGGAACCCCCACUUGAUUCUAAAUCUCAGCCAAUCAACACUUUCCAGAUCACCUUUUCCUUGACAGGUGAGCUAGAAGUUCCUUGUGGAGAAAAGGAAUCAAGCGAUAUUGUCUUGUCUGGUAGUGAUUUGAAACUUAACGGUGUGGCUUCUCAUGGAGUGAUGACUAAGGAAGCAGCUGAAGUAAAUAAACGUCCCACAGGCCAUGCUGUUCUAAAAGCCUGCAGUCCCAGUUGGGAUGUAAUCUUUGAUGAAGUCCCAGAGGAAAACCCCACACAUGAUGAACAAGACAUGGGUUGCAGAAACAGUAAACUGCAGCUCCAGGCUGGCACACCAGGCGAUGGUAAUGACAAGGCUACUGGCAAACAGUACUGCCAGAGCCACAGCUUCAAAGCUGACCCCAAAGAUGAAAGCAUGGACCUGUUUGAAGAUGAUGAUCUCUUCCUCCAGGUAAGUGUCCCAGAUCCUGUUGUCAGUGAUGACAAGUCUCCAAGGCCAAACGCUCCUGCAGGACCUGUCGGGGAGACAGAUGGAUUCGAGAGGGAUGGAUUGGCUUGCAGAGAUCUUACUGUCCAAGAAAAAACGGCUUUUGUAGCUGAAGGGCCAACAGCUCCCUACCCGAGUUCUGUUGCAGAUCAGCAGCAGUUACCACAGGAUGAAGGACAGUACAAUUGCUCACAGGAGCUCUUCUCUGUUAACUUUGACCUGGGCUUUUCAAUGGAAGAGAGCGAGGAUGAGCUCCCGGAAAAGGGAAAUGCCUCUCCACAUGAAGCAAAGGAAUCAGCAAGCAGCUCUGCCACUCCCACCUCGGAAAGGGCUGCAGAAACGUGGCUGAUCCCAAACGAAGAAAAACAUGGAUCAUCCUCAAGGUGUUGGAUGGAUCCUCGAGGCAUGAAUUGUGUAACACCUUUGAUACAUCACACUGAGAGAGAGACCGCUCCAUUCUCGGUUUCAAAGGGGGUGUCUGUGUUGUCCCCAGUCAUCACUAAUCAAGACCAGAGUCUCCUUGCUCCCCCAGACAUUACUGAUCAAGACCAGAGUCUCCUUGGUCCCCCAGGCAUCACCAAUCAAGACCGGAAUCUCCUAGCUCCCACAGCUGCUUCCACUCCCACUCCCUUUGCCACUUUGACAUCUCCACGGGGUUCAGGCAAGUUGUUAAAGAGAACCCAGACAUCACGGCCAGACCCCUCCUUUCUGGGAAGCAAGCUGUGGUCACCUCUGAAGGGCCAUACGCAGGGACAUCUGAAAAGAGCUCUGCUGAAGGCAGCAGGGCCUACCAGUGAAAACCGACCAUCGGAUCCUCUUCAUAAAGGAGGCAGCAGUGGUGACAGUGACGAGGAGGCUGUGUUCAGAGGGCACAGGAAGAGAACCAAAGCCAACCCCCUGGACUCUCCAGACGUUAGCGAUGUGGACUCACCCAUUCAAGUGGCACAGAGACGCAGAGCACCCUUCAUUUCACUGGAGGAGAGUGGGGACGAGCAGCUGUCUGACCAGGACUUCAAGGACAGCCUCCUGCGUCGCCCCCGGAGACCCAGGCCCCACAGAAACAGCACCCCACCACACGGGGCAAAGGUGGCGAUCAGAGCUGCUCGGGAGUUCCUCGAUGAAGAGGCGGAGCUCUCAGAAGAAGGCGGGGCUGUGUCCUCAGAUGAGGCCUGUGAUUCGUCAGAGGAGCUGGACCAUUCCUUGGCGGGUUUUGUUGUUGACAACAUCCAGCCCUCGCAGGGCUUGAAUGAUUCAGCCAUGCAUGGUGUUUACCUGAAGUCGGUGAGAAGCCCAGCUGUCCAUAACAAGUACAAGAUGGUUUAUAAACCCAGCUAUGACCUGGAGGUCUGCUCGCAGGUUACAGAGCAGGACGAGUCGUACAUGGAAGACAGCUUUGUGGUGCAGGGCGGUGAGGAGGAGGAGGAGGAGCCGGGGGACAGCGAUGAAGAAGAGGUGUGUGCAGUGGAGCUGCUCCCUGAUGACACCUGCAUCGGAGGGAGGAAGCUGUAUCCAACACGACGCAGGGUCCGGCUCAGACGGGCCCAGGGCCUGGAGAGUGGGCCGGAGCUCUUUGCCAGGGAGGUGAAGAAGCCCAAAGCCUCCCGCAUCAUUGUCCCAGAAGACACCAGCGAAGAGGAGGAGGAGGGGAAGAUGAAGGAUGUUAAGGAGGAUGCAGGCGGAGAUGCUAAAGCCCUACCCAGGCCUGGAGAGCCCCCACUGACGCGGCUGCCUGUCUUCAAGACCCCGCAGCCUGAAGAACGGGGGUCGGCCAUACAGGAGGAGAGGAGGCGUCAGCAGCUCAGCCUUCAGGCUUCCGUCUCUGAGGCUCUCGACUUCCAGCCCGCCUCCUCCAAAGAGCUCAGUGCAGCGCAGCAGCAGCCUGGAUGCUCUGGCGUCGGUCAGGGGGCGCGACCGCCGCUGUCCCAGCCUGUGUGCGUCCUGGCCGACAGCCGGGGGAUCGCUGGGGGCCCCGAGGUGCUGUCCUGCCUGCGGCUGCGCCACGGGGUGACCGCCCAGGUCUGCUCGCUGGGCGCGUGCGACUUUAUCGUCAGCAACAGGAUGGCAGUGGAGAGGCAGACGCUGUCCGAGAUCUCCAGCAGCGUGAACCGCGGGCGUCUGGCGGAGAGGGUCCGCGCCCUGCAGGGCUCUUUCGACAGGGUGUGCCUCAUCGUGGAGAAGGACCGCACCAAGCCUGGUGAGGUGUCCAGGGUAUUCCAGCGUUCUCGUUACUAUGACAGCACGCUGGCGGCGCUGAUCCGGGCCGGCACGCGGCUCCUGUUCAGCAGCGGGCCUGAGGACACGGCUGCCCUUCUGGCCGAGCUCGCCCGAGUCGAGCAGAGGAAGAGCAACGCCAUUGCCGUCCCCACAGAGGUCAAGGGUCAGCGGCAUCAAGCCCUGCAGUUCUACCUCACCCUUCCAGGGGUCAGCUACAUCGCCGCCCUCAACAUGUGCCAUCGCUUCAGCUCCGUUUGGCACCUGGUCAACAGUGCUGUGGAGGAGCUGGCAGCCGGCGCCUGUGUGAGCAGACCGCGGGCCGAGGAGAUCUUCCGCUGCCUGCGCUACGCCUUCCACCCCGACCUGCUGCCCCACAGGCCGGCAGGGGGCGCCAAGAGCAGCGGCCUCUGACGCCAGGCUGGGAGCAGCUCCAGACCCUCGAUGACGCAGCCACCCUGGCAGCAGUCCGAUUACCCCUCCGGCUGUGCUGGCUGGUACCGACAGGGUCAC
Messenger RNA from Lepisosteus oculatus (spotted gar), 6798 nucleotides. RefSeq names its product FA complementation group M (gene fancm). Gene Ontology annotation, molecular function: ATP binding; four-way junction helicase activity; four-way junction DNA binding. The record is from RefSeq and is a predicted model, not a curated record. Gene Ontology annotation, biological process: double-strand break repair via synthesis-dependent strand annealing; interstrand cross-link repair. Lineage: Eukaryota; Metazoa; Chordata; Actinopteri; Semionotiformes; Lepisosteidae.